AUGGAGGCGGCCGACUUCUUCCGCGUGAGCGAGUGCAAGGGGCAGAAGACCAUCGAUGGCGAGCAGGUGCCGCUGGUCCUGGCACCCUCCGACGACGGCGCCAAGAGCAGCGGCUGCGAGGCGCUGGUGGAGGCGCUCAAGGCGAACCGGGAGUGGGUGGAGGGCAAGGUGGUGGCCAACAGCGGCGUCCUCCUGCGCGGCUUCGACGUGCGCGACGCCGCCGAGUUCAACGCCGUCGUCGAGGCGCUGGGGUGGCCGGACAUCCGCUACGUCGGCCCGGCGCCGCGCACGCACGUGCACGGCCGCGUCUGGACCGCCAACGAGGGCCCGCUCGAGGAGUUCAUCUACUACCACCACGAGAUGGUCCUGAUCAAGGAGUUCCCCGGGAAGGUAAUCCUGUUCUGCGAGGUGCCGCCGCCGUCGGGCGGCGAGACGCCGUUCGUGCCGAGUUUCCGGGUGACGGAGCGCGCGCUGGAGGAGUUCCCGGAGACGGUGGAGGAGCUGGACGCCAGGGGCCUCCGCUACACCUUCACGGCGCUGAGCAAGAACGACACCAAGUCAAUGCGCGGCCGCGGGUGGGAGGACGCCUUCGCCACCUCCGACAAGGCCGAGGCCGAGCGGCGCGCGCGCGCGCUGGGGAUGGACGUCGAGUGGCUCCCCGGCGGCGGCGUGCGCACGGUCCUGGGCCCGCGGAAGCUCACGCGCGUGUUCCCGGGCCGCAAGGGCCGCCGGAUGUGGUUCAACACCGUGGUGGGGAUGCACGGCAAGGAGCUCAGCUCGGCGACGCUCGCCGAUGGCUCCGAGAUCCCCGCCGACUUCGUGCGCCGCUGCGGCGAGAUCAUCGAGGAGGAGAGCAUCCAGUUCCGGUGGCAGAAGGGAGACAUCCUCAUCCUCGACAACCUCGCCACGCUCCACGGCCGCCGCCCCUCGCUGCCGCCGCGCAGGGUCCUCGUCGCCACCUGCAAGUGAACGCGCGGCCGGCGGCGCAGAUGCUGAGCUCCGCUCCUCGUCGUCCAUGGUGUACACCGCCGCAAUAAGAUUGUACUAGUACUAGAUUGUGUUGAGGAGCAGCGUCGGCAACCGAUCGAUCGGCGUGCUGUAUAGAUGGCACGCCAUGUGUGAUCUCGUCAGGUAUUCUAGGUGUUCUUAAGCAUGCAUGAUGCAGCAAUGACUUGCUAGAUGCAUGUGUGUAUGUGGGUUAACCUCAGUGUUAACACCUGAAUUAAAUAAGAAAUGAAUGAAU
Panicum hallii is the source of this 1243-nucleotide messenger RNA. Its product is annotated as clavaminate synthase-like protein At3g21360. Lineage: Eukaryota; Viridiplantae; Streptophyta; Magnoliopsida; Poales; Poaceae. The transcript is spliced from 2 exons. The record is from RefSeq and is a predicted model, not a curated record. The coding region runs from base 1 to 969 and encodes 322 amino acids. Gene Ontology annotation, molecular function: oxidoreductase activity.